GGCGAGGGAGAAGUGGCGGACGCGGACCGCCAAUAGGCCUGCGGGAAGGGCUGACGGGCAUGCGCCUAGCCCAAUAGGAGAGCGGCAGCAGUUAAAGGGCCGGCGACCCGCAGGGGAGAGUUGGGCGCAGGAAGCCUGACAAAUAGGAAAAUACUACAAAGUGAAGAUAAAAUUCACUUCACGAGAACUGAGCUCUGCUUUCAUUGGCUUUUAAAUGUUAUUUGUGUUAAUAACUGAUUAGUGUCAUAUCAUCUCUGUAAUCUCCUGUGGUGAAAUUACUAGGUUAAAGCUGGAAAAAAUGAAACAAUUAAAAAGAAAAAGAAAAAGCAAUUUUAGUGUUCAGGAAACUCAGACUCUCCUUAAGGAAAUCAGAAAAAGGAGAGACGUACUCUUUUCAAAGCAACUUAAUACAACAAUUAAUGAAAUGAAACGGAAGGCUUGGGAGGAAAUAGCAGAGUGUGUAAAUGCUGUAGGUGAAGGAGAGCAAAGAACAGGGACAGAAGUAAAAAGGCGAUACCUUGACUGGAGAGCACUCAUGAAGAGAAAACGUCUGAAUGCGAACAUCAAAGUUGUAGGUGCUGGGUUUCACCUUCCUUCAUCCAAUUUAGAUGACUCUCUCAAUGAAGACAUGGAUGAGAAAAUGGGAUUUGCAAUUGAAUCUAGUUUUGAAUGGCAAAAUAUCACUGACUUCAGAGAAGCUGGUGGAUCUUUAACAGAAAUCAAAGUAGAAGAGGAAGAGGAGGAUCCGCAGAAUUUUGAAUUUCCUAUUGAGGAAGAAGAAGAAAUUUUGUCAUCAGUUUUGCCAGAUUCGAAAAAGGAAAACGACCUACCAGAGUUCCCCCACAUUGAAGAGUUUGGAAACCUAAGCUCUGCUCAGGCCAGGCUAGCCUAUGAAGAUUCUCACUUGCUUAUAAAUCUGGAGAAGCAGAAAGUGGAGCUGGAGAAGCAGCGACUAGACAUCGAAGCUGAAAGGUUGCAGCUGGAGAAGGAGCGCCUGCAGAUCGAAAAGGAGCGGCUGCGGCACGUGGACCUGGAGCGCGAGAGACUUCAGAUCGAGAAGGAGCGACUUCAGAUUGAAUGGGAGAAACUCAGGCUGGAGACUCUGCACGCUGAAAAGCCUGCCCUGGAAAACGACCUCACCCAAACAGAAAAACCCAUUGUGCAGCCUCUGGAUCUAGAAACUGAAAAGUUAAAACUUGAAAAAGAACGUUUACAGUUGGAGAAAGAGAGGCUGCAGUUCCUGAAGUUUGAGUUGGAGAAGCUGCAGAUUGAGAAGGAACGCUUGCAAGUAGAGAAGGAGCGCCUUCGGAUUCAGAGAGAGGGUCACUUGCAGUGAGCUCCCCCACUUGCAGUGAACUUCUCCAAAGUGUCAACGUUAGUGUUUUGAUGUUUGUAAAAUAGAGGUAGUUCUGUUCUUUCUGUUCUUAAUACUGAAACUAUCCUAGAGGCUUAACAUUCUUCUGUUCAGAGUUGAAUGUUGUUGUUAAACUGAAAAAGGGGGGGAGGGGAAGGUUGGUGCUCAGUAUGUCGGUGUCCCUACAUAAAUGAGCUUGUGUGUGCAAUCGCUCUUCAAUGUGUCAGAAGUGUUAUGUUCUCUUGUCUUCAGUAUUGUGUUGUAUUAGUUUGGUGUCCUUCUCUCGUAGACACCUUGAUAAAAAUCAAGGCUGAACUUUGUACUUUUUUCACUGUACUAACAGUAAGGAAGGAUUAGAAUAAAUCAAGAUAUGUUGUGAGGGCAUGGUGCUGACGAUAGCCCACACAGUCAAUGAGUGUUAAGUUAGAACACAGUAGCACAGAAUCAUGAUGCAAUUGAAUCAUUAAACUUAAUUUCUCCUUUUUUGUUUUUUUCCACCCUCACAAUUAUAAAAAGAAUUACCUUAAAAGUUCAAGUUAAUUUCCCUCCAACUGCGUUUUACUGUUCUGUGGAUUGAACUGGAGUGUCGACAACAGUAUUCUUCCUUUUGCAUGAAGUAUUUGUGGUAGAUAAAGUUACCCAUCAAGCAUAGCUGCUAUUAACUGGACUGUGGGCUACAGAGGUCAGGGAUAAUGCUAUGUGGAAUAUAGCACCUGGUUCAGUGUGGCCUGGGGACUUACUGAUGGAGGUGACAACCUGAAAUACAGCGUGAGACUGGCUUUGUUCCUUGAAAGACAGCAGCUAGUGAUGGGGACACGGGGGACUGAGCAAGGUAAGGCACAUGGAGCUUGGACACUUAACACUCCUGAUGUGAAUUCUGCCUGGCCAAGACUAAGGUCACAUCUCUGAGGCAGGCAGAAGAGCCUUCUAUGGCUGACACCAUAUAGUAUGCUUUAAUGAGAUAAACAGAGUCAGUGCUGGAGGCUGUCAGUAUUUUUUUUCAUAAGCAUUGUAUUCAAAAUAAUAAUAAAAAGCCAAGGAAGCUUUCUAUUAUUUCGUAUAUAUUUAAAUCCCAACUGAGCCAGACUUCACAUUUCUCAUCUUUCUGCAAGUUUUUUGUUGACUCCGUUUGAAGUUUAGGACUAUGAGAAUACUAAAUCUGAAUAUAUGUUGAGUGACUUACAUGGAUUCUUGUGCGAGUAAAUAUAUUUAUACCACUACAGGAUUACUUUUAUUCUGCAAAUAAAAUGUUAUUUUUUUAUUAC
Colius striatus (speckled mousebird) is the source of this 2619-nucleotide messenger RNA. It is a transcript of the gene MSANTD4, whose product is annotated as Myb/SANT DNA binding domain containing 4 with coiled-coils. Bases 299 to 1336 code for a protein of 345 amino acids. The transcript is spliced from 3 exons. The record is from RefSeq and is a predicted model, not a curated record. NCBI's taxonomy places the organism in Eukaryota, Metazoa, Chordata, Aves, Coliiformes, Coliidae.